GACUUCCGGAAUGCGGAGGCUGGAAUUUCAGGUUCUAGUGCUAGUGGGUUUCAGAGGGGAAGUGUGCGCUUAUUUCCGUGGAGGGUUUGUUUAAUUUUAAUUCUUGGAAAUUUAUUAAUGUGUCCUUACACGUCUUUGUAGGGAAGUAUGACCGAGAGCGCGGUGAACAAGGAGGCGAACGGGGACGUGUGUCAGCACCGGGCGGUGAACGGCGUGAAACCGGGAAGAAGUAGCGCAGUGAAGGAUCAGCAGCGGUGUCACCAGGAAAAGCUCCGGUCCUUCUACAAACAUGACGAGAAGCUUCACCACAGCGAGUGUAAUGGAGGCUUAUACAGCAAGCCCUUCAUCGAGUCGUUCGAAGAGACCCCGAUGCUGGUGGCCGUACUCACGUACAUGAGCUACGGCAUCCUCACCAUCUUCGGGUACCUGAGAGACUUCCUCCGCCAGUGGAGGAUCGAAAAAUGCCACAUCGCUAGAGAAAGAGAGGAACAAAAGGAUUUUGUCCCACUUUAUCAAGACUUUGAGAAUUUUUACAACCGAAACUUAUACAUGAGGAUCCGGGACAACUGGAACAGGCCCAUAUGUAGCGUGCCCGGGGACAAGAUGGACCUGGUGGAGCGAGUGUCCCACGACUACAACUGGACCUUCAGCUACACAGGCCGAGUGGUGAAAGACGUGAUCAACAUGGGCUCGUAUAAUUACCUGGGCUUCGCCGUGAACAAGGGCUCGUGCGCCGACGCGGCGGCGGACGUCACUCUGAAGCACGGCGUCGGCGUGAGCAGCACCAGGCAGGAGAUGGGUAACCUGGACAGACAUGAGGAUUUGGAGAAGCUGGUAGCGAGGUUCCUGGGCGUGGAGUCGGCCAUGGCGUUCGGGAUGGGUUUCGCAACCAAUUCCAUGAACAUUCCAGCUCUGGCUGGCAAGGGCUGUCUGAUUCUGAGCGACGAACUGAACCACGCCUCUCUAGUUUUGGGAGCGCGUUUAUCUGGUUCCACCAUCCGGGUUUUCAAGCACAACAACAUGCAGAGCCUGGAGAAGCUGCUCAGAGACGCUAUAGUGCACGGCCAGCCCAGAACCCACCGGCCCUGGAAGAAGAUCCUCAUACUGGUGGAGGGGAUUUAUAGCAUGGAGGGCUCCAUCGUGCGCCUGCCUGAAAUCAUCGCCCUGAAGAAGAGGUACAAAGCCUACCUGUACCUGGACGAGGCUCACAGCAUCGGCGCUCUGGGUUCCCGGGGUAGGGGCGUGGUCGACUACUUCAACCUCGACCCUACAGACGUGGACAUCAUGAUGGGAACGUUCACCAAGAGCUUCGGAGCCGCGGGGGGUUACAUCGGCGGGAGAAAGGAGUUGAUAGAUUACCUGCGCUCUCAAUCUCACAGUGCCGUGUACGCCACCUCCAUGUCGCUUCCUGUUGUGGAGCAAAUUAUCACUUCUAUGAAGUGCAUUAUGGGAGAGGACGGGACCACGAUAGGCAGGGAUCGCAUCCAGCAGCUGGCGGAAAAUACAAACUACUUCCGCAGGAGGCUGAGGGAGAUGGGCUUCAUCAUCUACGGCAACCAUGAUUCACCUGUAGUUCCCAUGAUGCUCUACCUGCCCGCCAAAAUCGGGGCGUUUGGUCGGGAGAUGCUGAAGAGGAACAUAGGUGUGGUUGUCGUGGGCUUCCCUGCCACGCCCAUCAUCGAGUCCAGAGCUCGUUUCUGCGUGUCUGCGGCUCACACCAAAGAAACGCUGGACGCGGCCCUGAACGCGAUCAACGAGGUGGGAGACCUGCUGCAGUUGAAAUCCUCGCGCCACAGAAUCCUCCCGUCUCUCGAUCGGCCCUACGACGAGACCACGUACGAGGAGUGUGAAGACUGAACGCCUUCCGUCCCCGGUGGAAACGUGCACUGCUCUCUGUCCUUCCACAAGAUCCACUGAACCACUCAAUACACUUAAUUUUUUUUUUUUUUUCUCUCAUCGUGUUUUUGUGAAGCACAUGGCACUCAUAGUACUCUUUCUUUCUUUCUUUCUUUCUUUCUUUCUUGCCUUCUCUGUCAGUUCUCAUUGCUCAUAUUUGUCAUUCAGGAUCUGUCCUUAACUCACUGUCAUUUAUUUUGAGGGGGGGAAAAAAAAAAAAAAAACAAGCUUCAAAUCCUCGCUGCCAACCACAUGAUGCUUUGGACCGCUUUAUUGUGCUCGCUAAAGCCAUAUGUAACUGUAACCCUCAAGCCGCUUUCUUUCACGUGCACAAAGCAUCUUUUUGAAUAAGUAGGACCAGACUGGCGGCGGGAACAAAUGAUCAGUCCCAGAGACGCUGGCUUGUUAAAGCAGCUCUUUCCCUUUCUUUUUUUUUUUUUUUUUCUCCCCUCUGUAGCUUUGUUAGCAAAAAAUCUCAGCUUUUUUUUUUUUUUUUACAAACAUAUUUACGUUUCGAUUCGCAGUGCCUGGCGUCUGGUGUCUGUCUUUCUUCGAACACUUAGAAAGUUUAUUUCUUUUUCUUUUUAUUCUCCCUCCUAAGACAUCAAUCACAACGUCGGUGUCGAGGGGAAAAAAAAAAAAAAAAAAAAAAUUCCACGCUCGGCUCGUGCACAUCUAUCAAAUCUAUCGGCGUUCAAACAUCGAUCAAGUUGCACUUUAGGGAAAACGUUUCCAGAGACACGUCCGUCAGUGUAAGAUUUUACUCCCAAAGAAAGUCUCGUUAGCAAGCUCUUAGGUUCAAGUGGAACGUCGUAAUAUCACGAAUGACUAAAAAAAAAAACGUAGGGUUUAUAGGAAUGUCUUAAGUUGUCGUCUUUUUUAUUUUUUUAUUAUUAUUAUUAUUAUUAUCAUUUAUUCAUCCGUGUCACCAGUCUUAACACCUGCUUCAUGUCUUUUUCCCAGAUCCUCUGCUGCGUGCGUGUACAUAUUUAUUUAUUAUGAAUAAUAACGUCUCGUCCUUGUUCUUUUUGCGGAAAAAAAAAAAAAAAGCGUUGUUUUUUUUUUUUUGUUUUUUUUUCCCCCGUCUCUGGCAGCUCCAGAAAUCCUCGAAAAAGUUGUGCACGCUCACGGUGCGAAUACUACUGAUGAGAAAUCUUCAUCCGUGACCUUUCCGAAUGCGUGCGGAAAUUUAUUAUUAUUAUUAUUAUUUUUUUUUUUUACAAAAAUUAUUAUUAAAAAGGUUCUGAAACGAACACACAGUGGCUUUCGUGCCUCGUCCUGUACUACUUCAACCCCUUCGUUCUUUAUCGAUGUCGUCGUUCUGUUAUGCGUUCGUCUUUCGAUUUCAUUUGUUUUAAAAUAAAUAAAUAAAUAAAUCGUCAAUGUUGGGGAAAUGUCUUCGUGGAUGGUUUGUUGUUUUUCUUGUUUGUCCCUUCGAUUAAAAAAACAAACAAACAAACAAAAAAAACGACCCACUGUAAAACACGAGAGCUGCAAGAAGUUAUAGAACUGUUGUAUAAAGAUAAAAUCACAUUACGGAAUAAAGCGAAGAAUAUUAUGUA
Messenger RNA from Ictalurus furcatus (blue catfish), 3458 nucleotides. RefSeq names its product serine palmitoyltransferase, long chain base subunit 2a (gene sptlc2a). Gene Ontology annotation, molecular function: serine C-palmitoyltransferase activity; pyridoxal phosphate binding. Bases 148 to 1857 code for a protein of 569 amino acids. Gene Ontology annotation, cellular component: serine palmitoyltransferase complex. Gene Ontology annotation, biological process: sphingosine biosynthetic process; ceramide biosynthetic process. The transcript has 12 exons. NCBI's taxonomy places the organism in Eukaryota, Metazoa, Chordata, Actinopteri, Siluriformes, Ictaluridae. The record is from RefSeq and is a predicted model, not a curated record.